This is a messenger RNA of Closterium sp. NIES-65, 492 nucleotides long. NCBI's taxonomy places the organism in Eukaryota, Viridiplantae, Streptophyta, Zygnematophyceae, Desmidiales, Closteriaceae. The record is from the annotation of a GenBank genome assembly.
AUGCCCGCGUCCUCCUCCUCCUCAGUCCCCCCUUGCAAGCUCGCUCGCUGCCAAACUGCCACGGGCUGCCAUCCGCCACACUCCCUUCGCCUCCCACGCUCCUCUCAACCCCUCCCAUGCCGUUCUGCUUUUGGCUCGUUUGCUUCCAUGCUCUCCUGCACCUUCCCAUGCGUCUUGCUUGCUCCAGAUCUUGUUGCAUGCCUCCGUUUCCCCUGUUCCUCCAACCUCACCCCUCUGUGGCUGCAGAGGCAGCAGCAGCAGCAACCAGGAGCUCACUGGUCUUCUCUCCUCUUUUCCUGCCUGCAUCCCUCUACCAGCGCAUCUACUGGGCGGCAGCGGCAGGGAGCAGGGAGGAGCAGUGGGAGCAGCGUGGUGAGCGGGAGAGGCGAGCAGUGGGAUGACGCACGGCCUGGGCUGGCCUUGCUGACCACUGCUGCCGAUCUGCUGGACUACUGCUGGGAGGGCGCCCUGCUGACCACUGCUGCCUCCUAG